AUGGAGCGGCUCUGGGAGCUCCUGGCGCGCUCCGUGCGCCUGCUGUCCGCGUGGAUCCAGGCGACCCCCGUACCCGUCCUGCUCGUCUGCUUCCUGGCCCUCGUUGCCUUUGCGCUCUUCAGCAUCUUCAUCUUCCUCCAUCUCGUCGCCCCCAAGCCCCGACCGGCCUUCCCCUCCGAGAAAUCAUACGUCACGUCCAGCCCCUCGGGCACGCCUACCGCGCCCAGGCCGCUGCCGUGCUGGUACGACCGCUGGCUCGCCGAGCGCCGCCUGGACGAGGAGCGUGUCAAGGCCGACGACCAGCUCUUCCUCUUGCCCGAUGCCGGCUCCAUUGAGCCCGCAGAGGUGCACCUGAGCGUCGUCUUCCCCGCCUACAACGAGGAGGAGCGCAUCAUCCCCACGCUCCAAGAGGCUGUCGCCUACCUCGACCAGCACGUCGGCCGUUCCUCGAAAGCCAGAGCUGCGGCCGUCAGCCCUGACGGGCGGCGGCAUGUGCGGGGCCAUUCCUCGGGCUCCGUGACGGCCGCGGGGCACGGCGGCUACGAAAUCCUGAUCGUCAAUGACGGCAGCCACGACAAGACGGUCGACGUGGUGCUCGAUUUUGCCCGCGCGAACGAGCUCCACGACAUCCUCCGCGUCGUGUCCCUGGCCCGCAACAGGGGCAAGGGCGGCGGCGUCACUCACGGACUGCGACACGUGAGGGGCGAGUAUGCGCUCUUUGCCGACGCCGACGGAGCCUCGAGGUUCAGCGACGUGGGCAAGCUCAUGGAGGGCGUCGAGGAGGUGGUGGACGGGUCGCGCCGGGGCGUUGCCAUUGGCAGCCGCGCCCACCUGGUUGGCAGCGAGGCCGUAGUCAAGCGCUCGGCCCUGCGCAACUUCCUCAUGCGCUCGUUCCACCUGGUGCUCACCAUCCUCACGCCGCCGGCCACGUCGCGCAUCCGCGACACGCAGUGCGGCUUCAAGCUCUUCUCGCGCGCGGCGCUGCCCCACAUCGUCCCCUACAUGCACGCCGAGGGCUGGAUCUUCGACAUUGAGAUGCUCAUGCUCGCCGAGUCGGCCCCCGCCGUCCCCGUGGCCGAGGUGCCCAUCGAGUGGCACGAGGUCGGCGGCAGCAAGCUCAACGUCAUUCAGGACAGCGUCAAGAUGGCCGUUGGACUCGCCGUCCUCAGGGCCAGUUGGAUGAUGGGCGUCUACCGCCGGCGGCUGACGUAG
Hirsutella rhossiliensis is the source of this 1212-nucleotide messenger RNA. RefSeq names its product glycosyl transferase family 2 domain-containing protein. Bases 1 to 1212 code for a protein of 403 amino acids. Lineage: Eukaryota; Fungi; Ascomycota; Sordariomycetes; Hypocreales; Ophiocordycipitaceae. The transcript has 4 exons. The record is from RefSeq and is a predicted model, not a curated record. Gene Ontology annotation, cellular component: endoplasmic reticulum membrane.